UGGAGGAUGUGGCGAUGUCUCCCUGUUCGAGUCUUCCGCAGGCAGCGGUUGUCUGUGUGCGGCUUCUCAACUGGUAGCAAUCUUGCACCUGUUAGGCUCUAUGUGGUCGCUGGAGAAGCAUCGGGUGAUGCUAUCGGCGCCAAAGUUAUUCGUGCGUUACAGAGACAUCAACCGCCUCGAAGUCUUGAAAUCCGAGGAAUCGGAGGACCACUGAUGUCUAAAGCUGGUGCAUUUGAAUCGCUCUUCCCGAUGCAAGAGCUGUCGGUUAUGGGACUACUAGAAGUGGUGCCGCACAUUUGGCGGUUCCAGCGACGGAUUCACGAUACGCUGCGUGAUAUCGAGAAUUACCAACCCGAGUUGAUCCUUACAAUUGACUCAAAAGGAUUCACUUUUCGAGUGUUGAAGGCACUGCAAGCGAGUGAGCAGAAGAGCGGUGGCAAACGCAUAAAGAAGGUUCACUACGUUGCGCCGUCCGUUUGGGCUUACAAGCACCGAGGCAAGCGGGAUUUUACCGAGUUGAAGCAGCUUCUAGAUGCCAUGUUCACGAUCUUACCCUUCGAGGAAGACAUUUUUAACGCGGGGGAGGAGAUACAGAGUCCGGACAAUAAAGGUCGAACCUGGUGUCAUUUUGUGGGGCACCCAGCGGUCGAAGACUUUCUGGAAAUUAAUGGGGUCUACGAGAGCGUUGCCCUCACUGGCAACCGGCGACAUCAAUCGCCUGGAACGACAUCCCCCGGGGUCACUUUGCUUAUAUUUUACGAGACAGACACGUGCCGGACUGGAGGCAAGUACUUCUACAUCUCGGAUGUUGCAGACGCCAUUGGCACUCACACGUUGGAUACCCCACAAGCAAUUCGGUCGUUUAUGUUCGGAAAGAUGAUAACUAUGCGCGUCGACCGUCUUUCAUCUUGA
Phytophthora nicotianae INRA-310 is the source of this 912-nucleotide messenger RNA. RefSeq lists its product as hypothetical. The transcript has 4 exons. Gene Ontology annotation, molecular function: phospholipid binding; lipid-A-disaccharide synthase activity. Bases 7 to 912 code for a protein of 301 amino acids. Lineage: Eukaryota; Oomycota; Peronosporomycetes; Peronosporales; Peronosporaceae. The record is from RefSeq and is a predicted model, not a curated record. Gene Ontology annotation, biological process: lipid A biosynthetic process.